Messenger RNA from Linderina pennispora, 545 nucleotides. RefSeq lists its product as uncharacterized. The record is from RefSeq and is a predicted model, not a curated record. NCBI's taxonomy places the organism in Eukaryota, Fungi, Kickxellomycota, Kickxellomycetes, Kickxellales, Kickxellaceae. Bases 8 to 484 code for a protein of 158 amino acids. The transcript is spliced from 4 exons.
CUGAAAUAUGUUGGCUGGAUACCGACGUCUGUCUUCGGACAAGGAACGACAGUUCACCCGUCUGGCAAAGAUCAGCCACUUUGUCUAUCUAGGAGCCAUCGCGCUCUAUACUUCAUACUUUAUCCUCCAUCCAAAAGUGAGAUAUUGCUCGCUUUUGUUUUUAUCAUCUUUCGUUACCUGUCCUUCCGCCAUAUCUGUCUUGGGGGUCUUGCACUUUUUUGAUGCACUUGGAACACUUGGUUUCGGUAUUUUGUUUAACGUGUCGAUGGCAAUACCAGUGAAAGAUGAGGCUUUGACUGGUGAAAUCAAUACCUAUACCGUUAGUGUAUCCUCUUUUAUUUGGCUAGUUUCCCUCGGCUACAUAAUCCAUAUGAAAAACAAAGAUAUCCAGAGGCGCCUUACAGAGGAAUUUUCGGCAGAGGGUAGCUUUGCAAACGAGAAGGUACCCGAUCAAGGCCGACGAGCAAGUCUGAUUACGAUGUAAAGCGCCGCUGUUUUUCAUUACUGACUUUGGUGAAUGUUGUUAAAGUCAAUACCAAUUCCAG